AUGACCCACCUUCAGUACGUGGACGACACUAUCAUUAUGGUUGAGCUGAACGAUGCCUUCCUUGCCCAGCUCAAGUUUAUUCUACUCUGCUUCGAGGCGAUGUCGGGCCUUAAGAUUAACUUUGCCAAAAGUGAAGUGAUUGUUACUGGUGUGGACGAGGCGGAAGCUGUGCGAGUGGCCCAUCUUCUCAAUUGUAAGUUGGGGUCUUUCCCAUUCAAAUACUUGGGCCUGCCCAUAUCCCCGGACGUGCUUCAUGCCAAAGAAUUUGCCCCGGUGGUCACAAAGGUGGGCAACAGGGUCCUUCCCUGGCGGGGUAGGUAUAAUACCAAUGCGGGUAAAGUGGCUCUAAUCAAUGCUUGUCUAUCCUCCCUCCCCAUGUUCCUGAUGGGCUUCUACCUCUUAUCGGCUGGGACACAUGCUGGUUUUGAUAAACACCAUGGGGCGUUCUACUGGAACGCUGCGGAUAAUCGCCGCAAAUAUCGCUUUGUUAAAUGGAAGUCGAUGUGUAGGCCCAAAAACCUUGGGGUUAGGGAUUCUUAA
Aegilops tauschii subsp. strangulata is the source of this 540-nucleotide messenger RNA. Lineage: Eukaryota; Viridiplantae; Streptophyta; Magnoliopsida; Poales; Poaceae. The record is from RefSeq and is a predicted model, not a curated record.